Messenger RNA from Rhineura floridana, 4869 nucleotides. It is a transcript of the gene FHL5, whose product is annotated as four and a half LIM domains 5. Bases 445 to 1287 code for a protein of 280 amino acids. Gene Ontology annotation, molecular function: transcription coactivator activity. Gene Ontology annotation, biological process: positive regulation of transcription by RNA polymerase II. The record is from RefSeq and is a predicted model, not a curated record. Gene Ontology annotation, cellular component: Z disc; nucleus. NCBI's taxonomy places the organism in Eukaryota, Metazoa, Chordata, Lepidosauria, Squamata, Rhineuridae. The transcript has 9 exons.
ACAAAGUGACCUUGGCUGCCUUCUGCAGAGCCAAGGAAUCUCACAGGAUACAAAACAGAUCUGGCAGGCUAUGCUUGUUUCUUUUGGAUCCUUGUUUCUGUGAAGAUCACCAAACUACAUCUUCGUUUUAAUGCCCAAGUAUCACGAGAAGCAACUGGAAGAAAAAUGAGAAUGGAGCAGCUAAACCACUUGGUGAAGAAAGAAUGCACUUCCAGGACAGCUUUUUGCAACAGAAACAGAGAUAAGCUGUUAAUUUCGUGAAUAACAGAGAAGAGUUAUAGCUCACCCAGAAGUACUUCAAAGCCGAUCAAUCUGACAAAUCUCCUUUUGCUGCAACAAUUUAAACCAAGUUGGUAGCAGCAGGGUAGGCAGUUGGCACCUAUCAAAAAGGCCAGACAAGAAGCCCAGAAGCCUCCAGCUACUGAUACCAAAUAAGCAUUAAAAAUGGCAAGUGAUCAGUCUGCUUGCCAUCACUGCAUGGAUUCCCUUUGUGGAAAGCAAUAUGCCAUGAAAGAAGAAAGUGCCUACUGUGUGAAGUGCUACAACAGCCUGUUUGCUAACUUCUGUGAAGAAUGCAAGAAGCCUAUUGAGUGCAAUUCCAAAGAUCUUGCUUAUAAAGACUGCCACUGGCAUGAAGCGUGCUUCAAGUGUGCCAAGUGCAAUCACUCUUUGGUUGAAAAGCCUUUUGCUGCCAAAGAUGAGCUCCUGCUGUGUACAGAGUGUUAUUCUAAUGAGUAUUCUUCAAAGUGCUUCCACUGCAAGAGAACUAUUAUGCCUGGUUCUCGUAAAAUGGAGUUUAAAGGAAGUUGUUGGCACGAGGCUUGCUUUGUUUGCCAACAUUGUCAGCAGCCUCUAGGAACAAAGCCUUUGAUUACCAAGGAUGAAGACAAUUAUUGUGUGCCUUGUUUUGAGAAGCAAUUUGCUCAGUGUUGUUACUCCUGCAAAAAGAUUAUAACCACUGGUGGUGUGACCUAUCAUGACCAGCCAUGGCACAAAGAAUGCUUUCUAUGUACCGGAUGUGAGAAGCAGCUGGCAGGGCAACGGUUCAUUUCCAAAGAUGAACAUCCUUACUGCCUUGAGUGCUUCAGCCGGCGCUAUGCAAAGAAGUGUGUGGCCUGCACCAGGCCUAUUACAGCUCUCGGUGGAGCCAAAUUUAUCUCCUUUGAGGAUCUCCAGUGGCACAGUGACUGCUUUAAGUGUGGGAAAUGUUCCACCUCCCUGGUGGGAAAGGGAUUCCUAACCCAGCAAGAUGAGAUCCUCUGCUGCAAGUGUGGUAGCGCUGCAUAGCUCACAAGAUCUGAAAGUAAACCCAUUAUUUUACAUGCAUUUUAAAUAUCACACACAUAAUUGCUCAGUGGUUCAAACCUGUCUCACAACAGUUGCUCAGUCGUGCAAACCACUUUUUGACAGCAUUUUUAUCACAGCAGGUAUACAUCCCUUGCAUCCUGUGUAACCACUUUAUAUGUGACAGGGUUCCUGCUAGAAAACAGUUAGAAAGAUAUAUUAACCUGAAAGAGUAUGUUUGUUUCCUUGUAGUAGACUGCACCCUACUGUUGGGAGUAGAAGAAUGAGCAAGACAGACCAAUACUGUGUCCAUAUGCUAAUAAACAGAGCUUACAUGACAGCUCUUUUGAAGAAGCACCAAAAUGAGACAGUAUUUAUCACGGUAUCAGUCCCUUUUCAUACCUAUAGUGGUCAUCAACGGAGGGUGAUGUCAAACAGCAGCACAGCUGUGUUCUAUGGCUUUGGAAGAAAACAAUGAGGAUAUUCUGUUAUAUUCUGCUUCCCCUAGAGGUGCCUUUCUGAAUUACAACCCAUAAUCAACUCACAAAAAUAAGUGCCAAACUUAACAUGUCUGGUGUCUUUGUAUUUAUUUGUUUUCCAAAGUGUCAUGGUGGCUGUCCUGGUUUGGAUCAGAAAUACAGGAAGAUUUAACCAUUUCCCUAUGCUGGUGUCCCAGUACAAAUCAAACAGGUACUGGCCCAGGAACCUUUGCUAUCUGAGGCGAAGAACAAAAUGGUACACCUUCUUCAUUCCAUGUACAGAAGCCAACUGGGUUGGCAGAUAAAUCUUAUAGCAACACUUGUGAAGGUAUAAGGUCCUUCAGCAGUAUAAGGGGGGGCAGGACAACAAGCUUAUAGAUAGAGGUCAACAAGCAUAUAGAUAGAGGUGGUCCAGUGGACAUAGUGUACUUAGACUUUCAAAAAGUGUUUGACAAGGUACCUCACCAAAGACUUCUGAGGAAGCUUAGCAGUCAUGGAAUAAGAGGAGAUGUCCUCUUGUGGAAUUGGUUGUGGAUAAGGAAUUGGUUAAGAAGCAGAAAGCAGAGAGUAGGAAUAAACAGACAGUUCUCCCAAUGGAGGGCUGUAGAAAGUGGAAUCCCUCAAAGAUCGGUAUUGGGACCUGUACUUUUCAACUUGUUCAUUAAUGACCUAGAAUUAGGAGUGAGCAGUGAAGUGGCCAAGUUUGCUGAUGACACUAAAUUGUUCAGGGUUGUUAAAACAAAAAGGGAUUGCGAAGAGCUCCAAAAAGACACCUCCAAACUGAGUGAAUGGGCAGAAAAAUGGCAAAUGCAAUUCAAUAUAAACAAGUGUAAAAUUAUGCAUAUUGGAGCAAAAAAUCUUAAUUUCACAUAUACGCUCAUGGGGUCUGAACUGGCGGUGACCGACCAGGAGAGAGACCUCGGGGUUGUAGUGGACAGCACAAUGAAAAUGUCGACCCAGUGUGCGGCAGCUGUGAAAAAGGCAAAUUCCAUGCUAGGGAUAAUUAGGACAGGAACUGAAAAUAAAACAGCCACUAUCAUAAUGCCGUUGUAUAAAUCUAUGGUGCGGCCGCAUUUGGAAUACUGUGUACAAUUCUGGUCGCCUCAUCUCAAAAAGGAUAUUAUAGAGUUGGAAAAGGUUCAGAAGAGGGCAACCAGAAUGAUCAAGAGGAUGGAGCAACUCCCUUAUGAGGAAAGGUUGCAGCAUUUGGGGCUUUUUAGUUUAGAGAAAAGGCGGGUCAGAGGAGACAUGAUAGAAGUGUAUAAAAUUAUGCAUGGCAUUGAGAAAGUGGAUAGAGAAAAGUUCUUCUCCCUCUCUCAUAAUACUAGAACUGGUGGACGUUCAAAGAAGCUGAAUGUUGGAAGAUUCAGGACAGACAAAAGGAAGUACUACUUUACUCAGCGCAUAGUUAAACUAUGGAAUUUGCUCCCACAAGACGCAGUAAUGACCACCAGCUUGGAUGGCUUUAAAAGAAGAUUAGACAAAUUCAUGGAGAACAGGGCUAUCAAUGGCUACUAGCCAUGAUGGCUGUGCUGUGCUACCCUAGUCAGAGGCAGCAUGCUUCUGAAAACCAGUUGCUGGAAGCCUCAGGAGGAGAGAGUGUUCUUGCACUCGGAUCCUGCUUACGGGCUUCCCCCAGGCACCUGGAUGGCCACUGUGAGAACAGGAUGCUGGACUAGAUGGGCCACUGGCCUGAUCCAGCAGGCUCUUCUUAUGUUCUUAUGUUCUUACAGGUGUGUAGCAUCACAGCUCUCUCCUCCAAUAGAGAAAAACAGCAGGCAGGCCUAGGAGGAACAGCCAAGCAGAAGUCACUGCUGCUUCAUUGCAACUGCUGCUUCAUGCAGUCGCCUCACUUUGCCCAAGAGUAGGGCUGGCCCUGGUAGCUGGAGUAGAAGCAGGCCACUGCAUGUUUGUAGAUGUGAAGGACGUAAAGAUAUCUUAUCACCAUAUAUAGAAAUACAUUUGGCAUGUGAGGGAGGGGGAGAAAGGUGCUGGAGAAAAGAUUAUAGCAUCUUCUUAUGCAGAGCCCCAUUUAUACUUGCUUUCAGCAUGCUGAAUGGCUGGAUUGCAUUUCUUCUGUCCUAUAGGGGUGCUUCUACACAGCAGUUUAUUGUGGACUUGGUGCUGGUCUUGCAUUCAAGUUUUUUAUGCAGCAACCACAUGAAGAUGUCCUCAUCAAAAUGCCAUCCCAUUUUCCUCACCCCCAUUUAAGCAGGAUUUACUGUUUCCUUUUUCUUACCAGAUUUUCCAUGGAAAUCCAGAUUGAAUGGGAAAACAAAAUGGGUUGCGUUUUCAUGGGGACAACAUUAUCUGAAUCCUGUGCAAAACUUGCAGGCACGAGUAUCAAGUCCACAAUAAAUUGCCAUGUGGAAGCACCCUGGGUCUUUUGUCACAGUUAUAAGUAUGAGGAUUCAACCAAAGCAGAUUGAUCUGACAACAAUUUACUGUUGUUUUCUAGAGAGGAACGUAUUUUAAUAAUUUCAUCUGUAAAUGCCUAAUUUAUUUGUUUCUGUUCUUUUGCUGAAAGGAUGACAAGGAUAGGAAAGUGCCAUUGAUCAGUGGCAGAGCAUCUCUUUUGCAUGCAAAAGGUCCCAAGUACAAUCCCCCACAUCUCCAGGUAGGGCUGGGAGAGAACCCUGCCUGAAACCCUGGCUGAAAAGUCGCUGCCAAUCAGUGUUGACAACACUGCUCGAGAUGGACCAGUAGUAUGGCAGCUUCUUUUGCUCCUAACUAUUAGCAUGGGCUGCCAUCAAAAUGUUAGGGCUGCUCAGUCCACGCAUACGUUUAUUAGCAGUAUUAUUUUCUCAGAUGUAUGAACUAUAUAUGUAUGUAGCACAAUCCCUCCUCCAUCCCAAUAGCUGUGACCCUGCCCAUUUGACACCUGCUGUGAGCCACCCAUCUUUGCAUUGUCCCUGCCUGUCUUCUCCAGCUGCCUGCUUUUCUUUUCUCAUACAUUUCCCCCCUCCUUACAAGGCUUCAGUUAUCAAAAAUAGAACUGGGUUGCAAGGCCUAAAAAUAAAAAUCACGAAUGGAGGCACAUGUGUGCAAUGAUUUAUCAGAACUGAAAGGAUGGGUAAAUGCCAGAUGGUUUGCAUGAUCUUAAAAU